Messenger RNA from Triticum turgidum subsp. durum (durum wheat), 2061 nucleotides. NCBI's taxonomy places the organism in Eukaryota, Viridiplantae, Streptophyta, Magnoliopsida, Poales, Poaceae. The record is from the annotation of a GenBank genome assembly.
AUGGCGCUCACCACCCGCGGCGGCGGCGGCGCCGACCAAGCGCAGCCUCCGCCGGCUCCCGACGCGAGCCUCGGUUUCCUCACGAAGCGCGACACGGAGGUCAAGCUCCCCCGCGCGACGCGGGUGAAGAACAAGACGCCCGCGGGGGUCCAGAUUACCGCCGAGCAGAUCCUCCGGGAGGCCCGGGAGCGGCAGGAGCCCGAGAUCCGCCCGCCCAAGCAGAAGAUCACCGACGUCCACGAGCUCGCGGACUACCGGCUCCGCGAGCGCAAGAGGUUCGAGGACCUCAUUCGCCGCGUCCGCUGGAGCGUAUCGGCGUGGGUCAAGUAUGCCAAGUGGGAGGAGGGCCAGAAGGACUUCGCCCGGGCUCGCUCCGUCUACGAGCGCGCCCUGGACGUCGCCCACCGCGACCACACCCUGUGGCUCAAGUAUGCCGAGUUCGAGAUGCGCAACCGCUAUGUCAACCAUGCCAGGAACGUCUGGGACCGUGCCGUCUCGCUCCUCCCCCGCAUCGACCAGCUGUGGUACAAGUAUAUCCACAUGGAGGAGCUGCUUGGUGCCGUCGCCAAUGCUCGCCAGGUCUUUGAGCGCUGGAUGGGAUGGCGUCCCGAUAUUGCUGGCUGGAACUCGUACAUCAAGUUUGAGCUGCGAUAUGGGGAGGUUGAGCGAGCUAGGGCAAUCUAUGAGCGUGCAGCGGACCUGCUUGUGGAUGAUGAAGAUGCAGAGGUGCUGUUUGUAGCAUUUGCUGAGUUCGAGGAAAAGUGUCGGGAGGUGGAGCGUGCUCGUGCGAUAUACAAGUAUGCCCUUGACAGAGUGCCUAAGGGCAGGGCUGAGGAUCUUUACAGGAAAUUCUUGGCAUUUGAGAAACAAUUUGGUGACCGUGAGGGGAUUGAGGAUGCUAUUGUGGGCAAGCGGAGAUUCCAAUAUGAAGAUGAGGUGAGGAAGAAUCCACUCAACUACGACUCAUGGUUUGAUUACAUCAGGCUGGAGGAGAGCGUCGGGAAUAAGGACAGGAUCAGAGAUGUGUACGAGAGGAGUAUCGCAAAUGUUCCUCCUGCGGAAGAGAAGCGGUACUGGCAGAGGUAUAUCUACCUUUGGAUAAACUAUGCUUUGUAUGAGGAACUUGAUGCACAGGACAUGGAAAGGACCCGGGAGGUCUAUAGGGAAUGUCUGAAACUCAUUCCACACAAGAAAUUUACCUUUGCUAAGCUAUGGCUGAUGGCUGCGCAGUUUGAGAUAAGACAGAAGAACAUAAAGGCUGCACGGCAGAUUCUCGGUAAUGCAAUAGGUAUGGCACCGAAGGGGAAAAUAUUUAAGAAGUACAUUGAGAUCGAGCUUUAUCUGGGCAACUUUGACCGCUGUAGAACUUUGUACGAAAAAUACAUCGAAUGGUCUCCAGCAAAUUGUUAUGCCUGGAGGAAGUAUGCCGAACUGGAAAAGAACCUUAGUGAGACUGAUCGUGCUCGAUCAAUAUAUGAGCUUGCUAUCGCCCAGCCAGCCCUUGAUACACCUGAAGUUCUAUGGAAGGAGUACUUGCAAUUUGAAAUUGACGAAGAUGAAUUUGAUAGAGCAAGAGAACUCUAUGAGAGAUUGCUUGAUAGAACAAAGCACUUGAAGGUAUGGAUCAGCUUUGCUGAAUUUGAGGCCUCAGCUGGCUUGGGAGAAGACGAUGGAAGUGAGGAGAAUAAGAAUGAUGCUGGUUAUCAGGAACAGCAGACAGAGCGGGUCCGGAGGUGUCGGGCUGUCUUUGAAAGGGCAUUCGACUACUUCAGGACCAAUGCUGCAGAGCUAAAAGAAGAAAGAGCAAUGCUCCUGGAAGAGUGGCUCAAAAAAGAGUUGAGCUUUGGUGAUCUUGGUGAUGUCACUUUAGUGCAGAAGAAGGCGCCAAGGAAAGUGAAGAGGAAGAGACCACUCCCCACAGACGACGGCUCCAAUAUUGCGUACGAGGAGUACAUUGAUUAUAUCUUCCCUGAUGAAGUCACGCUGGCCCCGAACCUCAAGAUAUUGGAAGCUGCUUACAAGUGGAAGAAGCAGAAGGCAAACGACACAGAGGAUGACUGA